AUGGAGACAAGCAUAAUUAUAUUAUUAACAUUUCAUAUUUACUGGUGCUUCAUUGUUGUGGUAAUUAUUGCUAAUCCUGAUGCAAAACGUUUGUAUGAAGAACUGAUUCAAAUACGUGCCUAUAAUAAAUUAAUUCGACCAGUCAAACAUCAUAGCGAACGAUUAACGGUUUAUUUGGGUCUUCGAUUAACGCAAUUACUUGAUGUGGACGAAAAAAAUCAAAUAAUGACAACAAAUGUUUGGCUUAAACAGCUAUGGAUGGAUGAACAUUUAAAAUGGGAUCCAAUUCAUUUCAACAAUAUAACCAACAUCUCUUUACCGGCUAGUGCUAUAUGGCGGCCAGAUCUGGCGCUUUUGAAUAAUGCUGAUGGUAAUUAUGAAGUCAAUCUAAUGACGAAAGCUACUGUUUAUUAUAAUGGUCGUGUUAUUUGGGAGCCACCAGCAAUUUACAAGUCGAGUUGUACAAUCAAUGUUGAAUUCAUUCCAUUUGAUAUUCAACAUUGUCAAAUGAAAUUCGGCUCACGGACAUAUUCAGGGGAACAAGUUGAUAUUGUUCAUAUCAAUCAAACAAACGGUUUUAUACCUGUUUAUGGCAAUAAUAAUAUAGCAUAUGCCAUUGACCUAGCUGAUUUUUAUCGCUCAGUUGAAUGGGAUAUAAUGGAAGUCCCAGCUACACGCAAUGUUCAAAAAUAUCCAUGUUGCCCACAAACAUAUCCUGAUAUAACAUUCUUAAUUACACUUCGUCGUAAAACACUUUUCCAUACUGUUAAUUUUAUAAUCCCAUGUGUUGGUAUAUCAUUUUUAACUAUACUAACAUUUUAUUUACCAUCAGAUUCCGGUGAAAAAGUGACGCUAUGCAUAUCAAUAUUAGUUUCAUUGACUGUAUUCAUUUUACUAUUAGCUGAGCUCAUUCCACCAACGUCACUUGUUGUACCAUUAAUUGGCAAAUAUGUAUUAUUUACAAUGAUUCUUGUUACAUUGUCUAUUCUUGUCACUGUUGUUGUCCUUAAUGUACAUUUUCGCUCUCCAUCAACACAUCAAAUGCCUACAUGGGUACGACGAGUGUUUCUACAUGUUUUACCGAAAUUAUUAUUGGUGCGCCGACCAAAAUCAAUUAAUCCACUAGAUCUUCAUCUAGCAACAAUGAAUCGCAAUUGUAUUAAACAAUCAAAUCGAAUGACAGCAAUAAAUUUUGAAUUGCCAUUAGUUAAUUUAGGUCGCUAUCAAAUACGUAAAAAAAACCUACGAUUACUUGGUGAGUUUGAUUCAAAUCAAACGGAACAAACUGAAUAUUCAAACGAGCCGCCACUUUGCCCGAAUGAAAUCAAACAAGUAUUCGAAGGUUUAAAACGCAUUGCAGCACAAAUAAAACUAGACGAUGAAGAAAAAACAAUUAAAGAAGAAUGGAAAUAUGUUGCAUUAGUAAUCGAUCGACUUUUUCUUUAUAUAUUCACAACGGCUUGUUUUGCUGGUACAUGUGGAAUCAUUUUACAAGCACCAUCAAUCUAUGAUUAUCGUAAACCAAUUGAUCUUAUUAAAUCAAAUCGUUUUUAA
Molecule: messenger RNA, 1554 nt
Organism: Rotaria socialis
Lineage: Eukaryota; Metazoa; Rotifera; Eurotatoria; Philodinida; Philodinidae
Source: the annotation of a GenBank genome assembly